Messenger RNA from Paramuricea clavata, 3794 nucleotides. The record is from the annotation of a GenBank genome assembly. NCBI's taxonomy places the organism in Eukaryota, Metazoa, Cnidaria, Anthozoa, Malacalcyonacea, Plexauridae.
AUGGUGCUUCACACUGAGGACAAGGUUCUUCACUCUGCGAACAAAGUUCCGCAAUCUGAGGACAAGGUUCUUCAAACGGAGGACAAGGUUCCUCAUUCUGAGGACAAGGUUCUUCACUCUGAGGACAAGGUUCCUCACUCUGAGGACAAGUUUCCUCACUCUGAAAGCAGGUUCUUCACUCUGAGGACAAGGUUUCUCAUUCUGAGGACCAGGUUCCUCACUCUGAGGACAAGGUUGCUUACUCUGAGUAGAAGGUUGCUCACUCAGAGUACAAGGUUGCUCACACUGAGGACAAGGUUCUUCACUCUGAACGCAGGUUCCUCACACUGAGGACAAGGAUGCUCACUCUGAAGGCAGGUUCCCCACAUUGACGACAAGGUUCGUCACUCUGAGGACGAGGUUCCUCACACAUAGGACAAGUUUCCUCACUCUAAAGUUCCGCACACUGAGGACAAGGUUCCUCACUUUGAGGACAAGGUUCCUCAGUCUGAAGGCAAGUUUCCUCACUGUGAAGGCAGGUUCUUCACUCUGAAGACAAGGUUUCUCAUUCUGAGGACCAUGGUCAUCACUCUGAGAACAAGUUUCCUCACUCUGCGGACAAGGUUCUUCACACUGAGUGCAAGGUUCCUGGCACUGAGGACAAGGUACCUCACUCUGAGAACAAGGGUCCUCAGUCUGAGGACAAGGUUCCUCACUAUGAGGACAAGGUUCCUCACUCUGAGGACAAGGUUCCUCACUCGAAGGACAAGGUUCCUCACACUGAGAACAAGGUUCCUCACACUGAGGACAAGGUUCCUCGCUCUGAGGACAAGGUUCCUCACUCUGAGGACAAGGUUUUUCACACUAAGGACAAAGUUCCUUACACUGAGGCAAGGUUCGGCACAAUGAGAACAAGGUUCCUCACUCUGAGGACAAGUUUCAUCGCUAUGAGAAGAUGGUGCUUCACACUGAGGACAAGGUUCUUCACUCUGCGAACAAAGUUCCGAAAUCUGAGGACAAGGUUCCUCACACUGAGGACAAGGUUCCUCACUCUGAGAACAUGGUUCCUCACACUGAGGACAAGGUUCCUCACACGGAGGACAAGGUUCCUCAUUCUGAGGACAAGGUUCCUCACUCUGAGGACAAGGUUCCUCACACGGAGGACAAGGUUCCUCAUUCUGAGAACAAGGUUCUUCACUCUGAGGACAAGGUUCCUCACUCUGAGGACAAGUUUCCUCACUCUGAAUGCAGGUUCUUCACUCUGAGGACAAGGUUUCUCAUUCUGAGGACCAGGAUCCUCACUCUGAGGACAAGGUUGCUUACUCUGAGUACAAGGUUGCUCACUCAGAGUACAAGGUUGCUCACACUGAGGACAAGGUUCUUCACUCUGAACGCAGGUUCCUCACACUGAGGACAAGGAUGCUCACUCUGAAGGCAGGUUCCACACAUUGACGACAAGGUUCGUCACUCUGAGGACGAGGUUGCUCACACUUAGGACAAGUUUCCUCACUCUGAAGUUCCUCACACUGAGGACAAGGUUCCUCACUCUGAGGACAAGGUUCCUCAGUCUGAAGGCAAGUUUCCUCACUGUGAAGGCAGGUUCUUCACUCUGAAGACAAGGUUUCUCAUUCUGAGGACCAUGGUCAUCACUCUGAGAACAAGUUUCCUCACUCUGCGGACAAGGUUCUUCACACUGAGUGCAAGGUUCCUGGCACUGAGGACAAGGUUCCACACUCUGAGAACAAGGGUCCUCAGUCUGAGGACAAGGUUCCUCACUAUGAGGACAAGGUUCCUCACUCUGAGGACAAGGUUCCUCACUCUGAGGACAAGGUUCCUCACUCUGAGGACAAGGUUCCUCACUCUGAGGACAAGGUUCCUCACACUGAGGACAAGGUUCCUCACGCUGAGGACAAGGUUCUUCACACUGAGGACAAGGUUCCUCACACUGAGUGCAAGGUUCCUCACACUGAGGACAAGGUUCCUCACUCUCAGAACAAGGGUCCUCACUAUGAGGACAAGGUUCCUCACUAUGAGGACAAGGUUCCUCACUCUGAGGACAAGGUUCCUCACUCUGAGGACAAGAUCCUUCACACUCAGGACAAGGUUACUCACACUGAGGACAAGGUUCCUCACUCUGAGAACAAGGUUCCCCACUCUGAUGACAAGGUUCCUCGCUCUGCGAAGAAGGUGUUUCACACUGAGGACAAUGUUCCUCACUCUGAGAACAAGGUUCCUCACUCUGAGGACCAGGUUUUUCACACUGAGGACAAGGUUCCUCACAUUGAGGACAAGGUUCCUCACUCUGAGACAAAGGUUCCUCACACUGAUGACAAGGUUCCUCAUUCUGAAAACAAAGUUCCGCACUCUGAGGACAAGGCUCCUCACUCUGAGGACAAGGUUCCUCACACUGAGGACAAGGUUCCUCGCUCUGAGGACAAGGUUCCUCACUCGGAGAACAAGGUCCCUCACUUUGAGGACAAGGUUCCUCACUUUGAGGACAAGGUUCCUCACUCUGAGGACAAAGUUCCUCACUCUGAAGACAAGGUUCCUCACUAUGAGGACAAGGGUUUUCACACUGAGGACAAGGUUCCUCACACUGAGGCAAGGUUCUUCUCUCUGAGAACAAUGUUCCUCAGUCUGAGGACAAGGGUCCUCGCUAUGAGAAGAAGGUGCUUCACACUGAGGACAAGGUUCCUCACUCUGAGAACAAAGUUCCGCACUCUGCGGACAAGGUUCCUCACUCUGAGGACAAGUUUCUUCACACUGAGGACAAGGUUCCUCACACUGAGGACAAGGUUCCUCACUCUGAGAACAUGGUUCCUCACACUGAAGACAAGGUUCCUCACGCUGAGGACAAGGUUCCUCACACUGAGGACAAGGUUCCUCACUCUGAGCACAAGGUUCCUCACACUGAGGACAAGGUUCCUCACACUGAGGACAAGGUUCCUCACUCUGAGGACAAGGUUCCUCACGCUGAGGACAAGGGUCCUCACUCUGAGGACAAGAUUCCUCACUCUGGGCACAAGGUUCUUCACACUGAGGACAAGGUUCCUCACACUGAGGACAAGGUUCCUCACUCUGAAGACAAGGUUCCUCACUCUGAGGACAAAGUUCCUUACACUGAGGACAAGAUUCCUCACUCUGAGGACAAGGUUCCUCACUAUGAGCACAAGGCUCUUCACACGGAGGACAAGGUUCCUCACACUGACAACAAGGUUCCUCACUCUGAGAACAAAGUUCCUCACACUGAGGAUAAGGUUCGUCACUCUGAGGAUAAGGUUCCUCACUCUGGGAACAAGGUUCCUCACUCUGAGCUCAAGGUUCUUCACACUAAGGUCAAUGUUUCACACACUGAGGACAAGCUUCCUCACUCCGAGAAUAAGUUUCCUCAGUCUGAGGACAAGGUUACUCACUCUCAGGACAAGGUUCCUCACUCUGAGGACUGGAUUCCUCACCCUGACGACAAGGUUCCUCACUCUGAGGACAACGUUCCUCACUCUGAGGACAACGUUCCUCACUAUGAGGACAAGAUUCCUCACUCUGAGGACAAGGUUCCUUACUCUGAGGACAAAGUUCCUCACACUGAGGACAAGGUUUCUCACUCUGAAGGCAAGAUUGAUCACUCUGAAGACAAUGUUCCUCACUCUGAAGGCAGGUUCCUCACUCUGACGACAACGUUCCUAACCGUGAGGACGAUGUUCCUCACACUGAGGACAAAGUUCCUCUCCCUGAGGACAAGGUUCCCCACUAUGGGGACAAGCUUCCUCGCUCUGAGGACAAGGGUCCUCACUCUGAAGGCAAGUUCCUCACAAUGA